This is a messenger RNA of Zerene cesonia (dogface butterfly), 2753 nucleotides long. RefSeq names its product enolase-phosphatase E1. Gene Ontology annotation, molecular function: ubiquitin protein ligase activity; zinc ion binding. The transcript has 2 exons. NCBI's taxonomy places the organism in Eukaryota, Metazoa, Arthropoda, Insecta, Lepidoptera, Pieridae. The record is from RefSeq and is a predicted model, not a curated record. Gene Ontology annotation, cellular component: cytoplasm. Bases 136 to 2646 code for a protein of 836 amino acids.
AAGUAAUUGUCAACGUCAUAAAAAUACUACGGCUGGCGCCUAUUCAUAAUUUAACCGGCAUCUUUAUUUCUGCUCUGAACUUUCAUUUGUGUUAACAUUGCAUCGUUGUUCUCCGGACUCCGACUGGUUUAAAAAAUGGCUUCCAACGGUGAUAUAGAGCCGGAAGACAACGAAUUAAAUGAAAGCAAUGGGGACAAAGUUGUAACUAUGAUGGAUGUACUGCAAGAACAAGAAGAUUUUGAAGAAGAUGCAAAUGCCGUUCUUGGGGCCUCUGAUGAUAAAAACUGCACAUAUCCAUUAGGUUAUAUUAAACGGCAAGCCAUAUAUGCCUGCAUGACUUGCUGCUCAGAAGCCAAGGAAGAUCCCUCAAGGCGGGCUGGUGUAUGCCUGGCUUGCAGCUUAGCAUGUCAUGAAAAUCAUGAACUCAUUGAAUUGUACACUAAACGUAACUUCCGUUGUGACUGUGGCAAUUCAAAAUUCAACUCAAAUCCAUGCCAAUUCACAUCUGAAAAAAUAGAUCUGAAUGAAGAAAAUUGUUACAAUCAAAAUUUUUCAGGCAUUUACUGUGUCUGUCAUAGGCCCUAUCCUGACCCUGAGGCGACUGAAGAAGAUGAAAUGAUACAAUGCAUUAUUUGUGAAGAUUGGCUGCAUGCAGCUCACCUCGAAGCCACUGUCCCUUCAGCACAGUAUGCAGAGAUGAUUUGUAAAGAAUGUAUGAGCAGAAAUGAAUUCUUACAUGAUUACAGUGGUCUUGCUCUCAAUUCUGAAAAUGAUUUUAUAGAUGUUAUGAAUACUAGCAAUGAUAAGAUUGAGUUAUGUAAUGGAACUGAAACCAAUGAAAACAUAAAUACUAUAAGUGAUGUAGGCAAUUGCAAAACUGAUAUUGAAGUGUCAGACGUUAAUGAAAGUAAAACAGAAGUAAAUCCUCCUAAAGAAUCUAUAGGAGCUGAUGGUGAAUUAAAUGAAGGUAUAGAGAAUGACGUUAAAAUGCCACAAAUGGAGACUGAGGUGCCAAUGGAUGAGAAACUAAGCAAUGAAAACAUGUUAACUGAAGCCAAAGAUCCCAUGGAGGAUGAUGCUGAAAAGAGAGAUAAUGUAUCUACAGAAUCUUCAAAGAUAGAUCACACUACUCAUAAUCCAACUAUUAAAAACUGCAGUGAAAAAAAUAUUGAUAGCCAUAUAAAUGAUUUGAAAGAAAUUGUAGAGUCAUCAGAAGAUAGUGUUGGUGUUAAUAUUACCAGCAAAGAAAAUGAAAGUAAAGACUGUAAUCCAAACACAGAUAUUGGUGAACCAAAGAUUGAUGAAGAUGAGCAACCUAAAAAUGCUAUUCCAGAAGAAGAACAAAUCAAAAAUGAAGAAUCAAAACUUGAUGAAAAUGUGCCCACCGAAAAUGCAAUUACAGGUGAUAACAUAGAAGAAACUAUAGAAACGAAUGAUAAAUUUACCCCAAUAAAAAUAGGCGCUCCAGAAUCAGAAAAUGAAAACUCAAAAUCUACACAUGGUGAAAGUGUUAAUGAUGAAAAAACUGAUGAUGAUACCAUUGCUUCAACAACAGACAAUAUAGCAAAUAAGGAUUCUGAUGAUGGUGGAAAUAUAGAGACAACUAUUAAUGAUGCUACAAUUCAAACUACAACAACAUUAGAUCAAGGGAAAAAGGAAAGUUCUAACUCAGAAGAAGAACUUGAAAAAAUGGAAGAAGAUAAGCUUCUUGCUGAUCCGGAGGAGAAAGCUAAUGAAGGUAAUACUUCUGAAGGUAGUAUCAAGCAAACUCUAGAAGAAAACUAUGACAACAAACAACUAGAAAGUAACACACAAGAUGAAGAUAGAGCAGAAGGAACAGUAACAUCCACUGAAUGUGGUCCAAUGGAUACUACAUCAAAUGAUACAAAAUCCUCAACUAUGCCAGAAUCUGAUGUUCAAAAUAGUGAAAAUCAGAUAAAUGGAACAACAGGAGAUGAUAAAUCAAAGACUGAAACAAGUAGUAUUGAAGGGGAGGACUUAAAUAAAGAAAAUAAAAAGCGAUUAACAGAAUCCAACAAUACUAAUGAUGCUACUAAUCCAGGGAACACUGUUUCAAUUGAUACAAGUAUGAAAGUAGACAGUGAUGAAGCUGAACAUUCCUCAGAUAAUGUUCCAAUAGAAACUUCAAGUGAUAAACAUGAUAUUAAAAGAAAGCUACCCGCCAACGAACCUGAAGAUACUGAAACUAAAAAACGAAAAGUAGAUGCUGUUCAAUGCAAUAGACCAAAUGGAAGCAGAAGAUAUAAGGGUGCUACUUUCUGGCCAUCACAUUUUAGACAAAAACUUUGCACUUGCAAUGAGUGUCUGUCUAUGUAUAAAGAUUUAUCAAUAUUGUUUUUAAUUGAUCCUGAGGAUACUGUUAGUGCAUAUGAAAAUUUAGGUAAAGAAAAAACAAAUGGGAAACCGGCAUCACAAUACGAAAAGGGUUUGCAAGCAUUGUCUUCUUUGGACAGAAUCCAACAAAUCAAUGUUUUAACUGAGUACAAUAAAAUGCGGGAUAAAUUCCUAGAUUUCCUAAAGAGCUUUAAGGAUAGAAGGAAAAUAGUGACUGAAGAAGAUGUUAAGGCAUUUUUUGCUGGAAUGAAGCCGAAAAGGCGGCCUGAUGGCGUAUAUUUUUGCAGAUAAGCUUUUAAACAUUUAACUUUUUAAUACUUUUGUCAUUAGUUCUAGGAUGCAACUUAUUUGGCAUUAUAAUUUUGAAUAUCUAAUUUUAAAUACAAUGUUUUUCGGAG